This is a messenger RNA of Rattus rattus (black rat), 1174 nucleotides long. It is a transcript of the gene Sgf29, whose product is annotated as SAGA complex associated factor 29. The transcript is spliced from 10 exons. Bases 200 to 1081 code for a protein of 293 amino acids. Gene Ontology annotation, cellular component: SAGA complex. Lineage: Eukaryota; Metazoa; Chordata; Mammalia; Rodentia; Muridae. The record is from RefSeq and is a predicted model, not a curated record.
CGCAGAGGAGUCCUCCGCGCUCGACCGCGCUCAUAAGAGAAACAGCGUGUGUGGUUCUUGACGUGCCGCGAACCUUCGAACGUAAGUGCGAGACUAUCGUGUGAGGAAACGUUCCAGUGAUUCGCUCUUCCCGCCAUCGCAGUUACCAGCGCGACGUGCUGUUUUUCCCUGGGCUCGAUGCCCUUCACAGGCCUAUCCCAUGGCCCUUGUGUCUGCUGACUCUCGAAUUGCAGAGCUUCUCACAGAGCUCCAUCAGCUGAUCAAGCAAACCCAGGAAGAGCGAUCGAGAAGUGAGCACAACUUGGUGAACAUUCAGAAAACCCACGAGCGAAUGCAGACAGAGAACAAGAUUUCUCCUUAUUACCGGACAAAGCUCCGAGGGCUCUACACAACCGCCAAGGCCGAUGCGGAGGCGGAGUGCAACAUCCUCCGCAAAGCGCUGGAUAAGAUAGCUGAGAUCAAGUCUCUGUUGGAAGAGAGGCGGAUUGCGGCCAAGAUCGCAGGUCUCUACAAUGACUCAGAGCCCCCACGGAAGACCAUGCGCAGAGGGGUGCUGAUGACGCUACUGCAGCAGUCUGCCAUGACCCUGCCCCUCUGGAUCGGGAAGCCUGGUGACAAGCCCCCACCCCUCUGUGGAGCCAUUCCAGCCUCAGGGGACUAUGUGGCCAAACCUGGAGACAAGGUGGCUGCUAGGGUGAAGGCUGUGGAAGGGGAUGAGCAGUGGAUCCUAGCUGAAGUAGUCAGUUACAGCCAUGCUACCAACAAGUAUGAGGUAGACGACAUUGAUGAAGAAGGCAAAGAGAGACAUACCCUGAGCCGACGGCGCAUCAUCCCACUGCCUCAGUGGAAAGCUAACCCUGAGACAGACCCUGAGGCCUUAUUCCAGAAGGAGCAGCUGGUGCUGGCACUAUAUCCCCAGACCACCUGCUUCUACCGUGCCCUGAUCCACACCCCACCACAGAGGCCUCAGGAUGACUACUCAGUCCUGUUUGAAGAUACCUCCUAUGCAGAUGGCUACUCCCCUCCCCUCAAUGUGGCCCAGAGGUACGUGGUGGCUUGUAAGGAGCCCAAGAAAAAGUGAAUCGGGCUGGCAGGCUUGAAUCUGCCCCAGCCAACCUCAUGGGAGAAGGCAACAAAGGAAUUCCUAUGAUCCAAUAAAUACUCUUCCCUCUCA